This is a messenger RNA of Sander lucioperca (pikeperch), 1890 nucleotides long. RefSeq names its product lysosomal protein transmembrane 4 beta (gene laptm4b). Gene Ontology annotation, cellular component: lysosomal membrane. Lineage: Eukaryota; Metazoa; Chordata; Actinopteri; Perciformes; Percidae. The transcript has 8 exons. The record is from RefSeq and is a predicted model, not a curated record. The coding region runs from base 206 to 1015 and encodes 269 amino acids.
CUCUCGCUCUUUCUCUAGUUGCCAGCAGGACUCAGGAGGACUCCACUUGCGGAAACAGGCGAACAUCGUUUCUAACAUACGCUGGAUGUGGCGGUCCUAACACCGAGGACGCCAACUAUUUUAUCUUAUAGGGACAUAGUAGCUUUGAAUAAUUCAUUGUCGGUGGCAUUCAUGAAAUAACUUCAAAUUCAUAGCAGGAUAAAUAAUGAUUUCACCGUGGGACCGGUGGUACUCGACGAGCUGCUGCCUUUGCUGCCAUGUACGGACGGGCACCAUUAUUCUGGGAAUAUGGUAUAUGCUCAUCAAUGCGGUGGUCCUACUCAUCUUGUUGUCGGCUCUCAAUGACCCAGUUCAAUACCGCUACCACCUUACCAGCUCUGAGCUGGGAACUGACAUUGAUGUCAUGGACGAUGCAAAUAUCUGCAUAGCCACUGCAAUAUCCCUGCUCAUGAUUCUCAUAUGUGGCAUGGCGACAUAUGGUGCUUACAAGCAACAUGCUGCUUGGAUCAUUCCAUUCUUCUGCUACCAAAUCUUCGACUUUGCCCUUAACACACUGGUAGCCAUUAGUGUGGUCGUUUAUCCCAACACGGUGCAGGACUACCUCCAGCAGCUGCCGGGGACAUUCCCUUACAAAGAGGACAUCAUGUCCACCAACAACAUGUGCCUAGUUUUUGCAGUUCUCCUCUUCAUUGGCUGCAUCCUCUCCUUCAAGGCCUACCUGAUUGGCUGUGUGUGGAACUGCUACAGAUAUGUGAGCGGCAGGGGCACCACGGAGGUUCUGGUUUAUGUCACAACCAAUGACACCACGCUCAAUGAGUUGACACCUCUUAAUGUACAAGGUUCUGCUGCCACCAUACGAGGAGGCCAUCGCCAUACCGCCGAAGGAGCCCCCUCCCCAGUAUAUGGAGGCAUGAGAGACGUCCUUGAUCCUGGACCCCAUACCCCAAACACCUACCACAUCUCCCUCCAACGCUGCCUGGAAGAUGUUGAAAAACAAGACAAAACAAUGUCUUAAAGGCUGGUUUCAUCGUGGAUACAUGCCAACCUUAGAUUAGAUAAGACUGACCCUGAGCCAACACCCCCCCCCCCCCCACACCACCACCACCACCACCACCACCACCACCACCCUCCUGGUUGUUGUGACGUGUUUUCCUCCCCUCUCGUUUCCUCUGUCCUCCUCCAAGGACAGUAUCGCAGCAACUCCAACCGCUACCAACCAGCCCUCUUGGCAGCUGGUGUCCCCUGGCAGCAUCUAAACUCUUGCACGCCCUGAACACUCUGUCCCAACUUAAUUUGCACUUUUCUUUGAGUAAAACGUGCACCGGUUUGGCCACCAACUGUUAACCCCCAAUACUGUGAAUCUCCCUCGUGGUCUUUGUCUAGAAACAAACUACCUGAAGAGAGAUAGUGACAGAGAGCGCGAGAAGGAAUGCGACAUACAUGAUCAGUUAUGCAAGAGCACUUUUUUUCCAAAAUUGACAAAUUCCUUCAUUGAAUGUAACGUUGAGGUAUUUUUGUAUGACUUUUUUGUAUAACUGAAAACUGAGAGAUAAGAAGUGAAUAGUGAAAGGCUGUUCUGUUGUGAUAUCAUCUAAGUACUGAUGUGGCUUGUCCUGCAGGUAAUCGUAUUGAAAAAGGUUCCUCGACCAAUAACAACCACGUCUUCCUUUUGUAUCCAUGUAACACACGGUCUGUAAUCCUGUAAUCCAUUGACUGCUAGUGAAAAACCAUGUUCACCCAUUGAUUUUCAAACACAAUAUUCCAGUUUGCCUUCCUGUCCAAUUCCUGUCUGAUCCAAGAUCUCAAAAGCUAAGAAAGAUGUACUCAUCCAGUGAAGCACACAUACAUAGAUGUUUCACACACUACAGAUUAAAAAGGCAAUACACAUUC